Messenger RNA from Psammomys obesus (fat sand rat), 2428 nucleotides. RefSeq names its product tetratricopeptide repeat domain 39A (gene Ttc39a). Gene Ontology annotation, molecular function: protein binding. The coding region runs from base 264 to 1898 and encodes 544 amino acids. Lineage: Eukaryota; Metazoa; Chordata; Mammalia; Rodentia; Muridae. The transcript is spliced from 18 exons. The record is from RefSeq and is a predicted model, not a curated record.
GCCAGGGCGCCCUGCUAGGCAUCCUGGGCUUCCUCCGAGCCCGCAAACCCAGCUCAGGGGCACAGUGGCCAUCUGGGCACUGACCCCUCACUCCGAGAGCGAGAGGGGACCGAGCGUGAGCUUUGGAGUUAGGAGGGCUGAGCUGCAGUUCCUGCCUGGCACUGGAGCCGCUCAACACGGGACACCUAGCCGCCCCAGGUCCCAGGGCUGGAAAAUGGCAAUGGUCUCCUGUGGGCAGCCUCCAUGAGGCCCUGGACCAGUGCAUGACGGCCCUGGACCUCUUCCUCACCAACCAGUUCUCAGAAGCACUCAGCUACCUCAAGCCCAGAACCAAGGAGAGCAUGUACCACUCACUGACGUAUGCCACCAUUCUGGAGAUGCAGGCCAUGAUGACCUUCGACCCCCAGGACAUCCUGCAUGCUGGCAACAUGAUGAAGGAGGCACAGUCGCUGUGUCAGAGGCACCGGAGGAAGUCUUCGAUGACCGACUCCUUCAGCAACCUGGUGCACCGCCCCACCAUGGAGCAGUUCACGGAAGAGGAAAUCCACGCAGAGGUCUGCUAUGCAGAAUGCCUCCUGCAGAGAGCAGCGCUGACCUUCCUGCAGGAUGAGAACAUGGUGAGCUUCAUCAAGGGUGGCAUCAAAGUUCGAAACAGUUACCAGACUUACAAGGAACUGGACAGUCUGGUCCAAUCCUCGCAGUACAGCAAGGGAGAGAGCCACAGGCACUUUGAAGGCGGGGUGAAGCUCGGCGUGGGAGCCUUCAACCUGACGCUGUCCAUGCUUCCCACAAGGAUCCUGAGGCUGCUGGAGUUUGUCGGGUUUUCAGGAAACAAGGACUACGGGCUGCUGCAGCUGGAGGAGGGCGCGAGCGGGCACAGCUUCCGCGCGGUGCUGUGCGUCAUGCUGCUGCUGUGUUACCACACCUUCCUCACCUUCGUGCUUGGUACAGGGAAUGUCAACAUCGAGGAGGCAGAGAAGCUGCUGAAGCCCUACCUGAACCGAUACCCCAAGGGCGCCAUCUUCCUGUUCUUUGCUGGGCGGAUUGAAGCUAUCAAAGGAAACAUUGACGCCGCCAUCCGGCGCUUUGAAGAGUGCUGCGAGGCCCAGCAGCACUGGAAGCAGUUCCACCACAUGUGUUACUGGGAGCUGAUGUGGUGCUUUACCUACAAGGGCCAGUGGAAGAUGGCCUACUUUUACGCUGACCUGCUGAGCAAGGAGAACUCCUGGUCCAAGGCCACCUACAUCUACAUGAAGGCUGCCUACCUCAGCAUGUUUGGGAAGGAGGACUACAAGCCAUUCGGGGAUGAUGAGGUGGAGCUGUUCAGGGCUGUGCCGGGCUUGAAGCUCAAGAUUGCUGGGAAAUCUCUACCCACAGAGAAGUUUGCCAUCCGGAAGUCCAGGCGCUACCUCUCCCCCAACCCCAUCUCGUUGCCAGUCCCUGCUCUGGAAAUGAUGUACAUCUGGAAUGGCUACGCUGUGAUUGGGAAGCAGCCAAAACUCACAGAUGGGAUGCUUGCAGUCAUCACCAAGGCUGAAGAGAGGCUGGCGGCGGGCCCAGAGAAUGAGUACUCAACAGAUGACGACUGCUUGGUCAAAUUGCUGAAAGGCCUGUGUCUGAAAUACCUGGGCCGCACCCAAGAGGCAGAGGAGAAUUUCAGGAGCAUCUCCAUCAACGAAAAGAAGAUCAAAUAUGACCACUACUUGAUUCCAAAUGCCUUACUGGAGCUGGCACUGCUGUUUAUGGAGCAAGGCAGAAAUGAAGAGGCCAUCAAACUCCUAGACUCUGCAAAGCAUAACUACAAGAAUUACUCCAUGGAGUCGAGGACACAUUUUCGAAUCCAGGCAGCCACACUCCAGGCCAGAUCUUCCCUGGAAGAUGGCAGCAGCAGUCUAUAGUCUCAGCAGUGUCCUUGUAGCUCCCUGCAGCACUCCGGGGCUGGACGAUGAGCAGACAGCUAGCUGGACAGAGCUCCUGGAAACAUUUCAAAAGAUUCCCCUCCCCACCCCCACCCUUCCUUGGGGUCCACCCGGUGCUCCAGUGGGAUGGCACAAGAACAUCUGUGCAGAAGCAAAGACAGCAUUUUUACCAGUGUGGCCAAGGCCUGUGCCACAGGCAGAGCAGGUGGGCCCUAUGCCUGCCCUAUCACACAUACGGGUACUUGUUUUACACUGUGAUGUUUAAGAGAAUGUAUGAACAGUUUACAUUUCUUCAAAGAUACAUUGAUGGGAAUUAUAGUUGGUAUAUUAAAAAAAAAAACUAAACCAAAAAAACUGAACCAAACAAAACCUGCAACUGCCUGUAAUCUAUUUUCAUUCACCCAGAGCGUAAAUCUCUCUACAUGCUGCCAAAGGCCAAAUUGCUUUUCACACCUCAGCAAUGUCUUAGCUUUUGAGGAAAGGGUUGUUCGUAGCAUUGAGAUACUGGA